ACUCUGGAAUAUAGAGAGGAAAUUGGCAGUGCUUAAGACUUGCAUUAUAAAAGACGUUGAGAUUGUACAGCCUCGAGUCGCCUCCAUUGAUGUCGGUGACGUUGUGGAAGGGCUCCAAAGGCGUGGUGGGAUCCAGGCCGGAGGAUACAGGGUCCAUGUUGGCGAUCUGAUUUCCCACCUGGCCCUCCAAGGAUGCAAUACCAGCAGUGCGGGGCCGCGUGCGACGUCUCUUUCCAGGUCCUGCUCAGCAGACAACCCGGGAAGCAGAGGAUGGGAUAAUGGAAAGGAAAAAGGACGAGUUGGUGAAGGUUGAAAAAGAUGAAGGAGUGGACGGAGUGCUCCGAGGAUCCGAGGGCUGAGAUCCGCAGGUCACUCCCAGGGAUCCAAAGUGCAGCGACUUGGCGUUGGGGUUUCGUUGUGAUGGUGGAUAGACAAGGCGAGGAGAGAGAAGUCGUGUGCCACCGUGGAUCAAUGGCUGAUAUUAUACACAAAAGGGUCAUCAGAAAGGUGGGAGUAGUCGAGUGUAGUCCCAAAAUAAGGCCAUCAUUAUCUCAGUCCCCCCCGGAACUGGAUAUACUGUUAAGAAAGAUUAUUGUUGCGCUCGACCGUUUCCUGCACCGGCCAAGCAAGCAUGAAGGGUCCAGGUCAAUCAUCAGCCACGCCGUGGGGUGUCAGAUAGGAGCAUCUUGGGGCAGCCAAUGGCCUUGCGUGGUUGGCCAUCUGGGACGAGUUUCGCGUGUUUCUUCUUUCGGCUCCCGGCCACGAGCGAACCACACGAGUGGGAUGCCAGGUCCUGGUGUUGAUGCUGAUUGCCUUUUUCUCUCUGCUGUGCUGUGAACUCGUCCUGCCAUCUGACUCGAUUUCGGAUGGUAGGCGAACCUGGUGGAGAAACACAAUCGCUUCGCGGUAAACGUCUUCGGACCCGGUUCCACGAGCC
Messenger RNA from Westerdykella ornata, 937 nucleotides. RefSeq lists its product as uncharacterized. Bases 319 to 837 code for a protein of 172 amino acids. NCBI's taxonomy places the organism in Eukaryota, Fungi, Ascomycota, Dothideomycetes, Pleosporales, Sporormiaceae. The record is from RefSeq and is a predicted model, not a curated record. The transcript has a single exon.